This is a messenger RNA of Diospyros lotus (date-plum), 1624 nucleotides long. RefSeq names its product probable protein phosphatase 2C 51. NCBI's taxonomy places the organism in Eukaryota, Viridiplantae, Streptophyta, Magnoliopsida, Ericales, Ebenaceae. The record is from RefSeq and is a predicted model, not a curated record. The transcript has 7 exons. Gene Ontology annotation, biological process: protein dephosphorylation. Bases 159 to 1352 code for a protein of 397 amino acids. Gene Ontology annotation, cellular component: cytosol; nucleus. Gene Ontology annotation, molecular function: cation binding; protein serine/threonine phosphatase activity.
GGAUUAGAGAAUAUUCUGACUUACUGCGUCGUCGUCCUCCAAACGGAGAUCAUCGAAGAUCAUUCUGCGUAGUUGCUCAUGAAUGGGCAAUUUCAUCACGCGGUAGCUUCCCAUUGGCCUCGCCGCGCCGAAUCAUAAAAAGCUUGCUGUGCUCGACGAUGAGACAGAUCCGUAUAUAUAGAAUGGGUUCCUCUUGCUUUCACUCUGCAUGGGGGGACAAAUUUCAUAAGAAAUUGACAAUGAAAAUGUUUAAAGUUUUAGUGGUUCUGGGACUAUUUUUAGCUGCAAUUUCAACUGCUACUCCUGAGGUAACUGUAUCCUGUAUGAUGGUUUAUGAUGAUGGUGGUGCUCCUGCUGUUUUUGAAUCUCCAGAAUGUCCUCAAUGGAACCCCUCCCAUCGAUCCCAAAAUCAAACUCGAAACUGCCAGUUUGCCAUGCUUCAGGGCCAUAGGGAGUAUCAAGAGGAUCGCAUUACAUGUGAUCUUGACAUGAAAAUCCCAUUUCUUGGAAAACAUGGCCCUCAGGAGGUUUCAGUUGGUGUAGCGGCAGUGUUUGAUGGUCAUGGUGGUAAGGAGACUAGUGAGAUGGCUUCAGAUAAAUUGCUGGACUACUUUUUCUUGCAUAUUGUAUUCAACAUAUACAAACAAGUUUCACUUAAAAAUUUCAAUCAGAUCAACAUUCCUGAUGAAGGUCCACCCAUAUCUGAUGAUGAAUUGAUGCAUGAAAUUCUGAAGAAUGCUUUGUUAAGGACGAUUCAUGAUAUUGAUACAGAAUUUUCACAGGAAGCUUUUCGUACUGGAUCUUAUGCUGGAUCAACUGCCACCAUUGUUCUCUUGGUAGAUAGUCAAAUUUUAGUUGCUAAUAUUGGUGAUUCUAAAGCGCUUCUAUGCUCAAAGAAAAUUAAAUCUCCUUUGAGGGCUGAAGGUACUUCAACAGAGCUUAAUGUGGAAGAACUGACAAGAGAUCAUCAUCCAGACAGAGAUGAUGAGAAAGCCCGAAUUGAAGCUGCUGGUGGAUUCGUGUGCACUCGGGGUGUGCCUCGUGUCAAUUGUAUAUUGGCUGUAUCCCGGUCAAUAGGUGAUGUGUACUUAAAAAGGUAUGGCGUCAGUCCUGUGCCUGAAGUGGUAGGUUGGCAAAAUUUAACUGCUCGCAAUAGCUAUUUAGUAGUUGCAUCUGAUGGCAUCUUUGAAAGUUUGAGUCUGCAAAAUGUUUGUGAUCUUUUGCUGGUUGGAAAUACGACUUUGUCUUCCUCCUUGGCUCAUUGCCUGGUCCAGAAAGCAUUCGAGAAAGGCAGUGGGGACAACUUGUCAGCCAUUGUAAUUCCACUGAAUUUCUCUGGCUCCUCCCGUUAACCUGCUGAGAAGAGUGUGAUUCUUGAAAAAAUCUUCAUUUUUGGCUUUCAACCAAUGCCUACAGUUAGAUCCAUAUUUUUUAACUUUCUGUUUCAGAAAUGAAACCGAGAACUUUUUCCUCUUUUGCAAUGAGUUCAUCCAGAGGAAAUUAGGAACUUUCGGAGGCCUUUACUUUAAAUUCUGUUGUUCCAAUGUCCUAGAGAUUUAUUUUUCUUUCUUGUAUCGACAUUUUAGGCGGAACUCUUCUAAGGAAUAUCAAAGCUAAAUUCAUU